GCGCUGCGCGGCGCGGCGGGGCGGGGCGGGGGAGCCGCCACGCCGGGGAAAGCGGCCGCGGCGGGCGCUAGGUACCUGUGUGUCGCAGGCGCUGACGCCACCAGAAGCGGCCCCGAAUUAAACUUCCGUACAGGAACCUGCUAUAUACAAAUCUACCUCAGCUUUUUGAUGAGCAAAUAUGGCUGUCACACUGCACACUGAUGUAGGAGAUAUUAAAAUAGAACUAUUCUGCGAGCGAACACCAAAAACAUGUGAAAACUUCCUGGCGCUUUGUGCUAGUAACUACUACAAUGGCUGUGUAUUUCAUCGGAAUAUAAAGGGCUUCAUGGUUCAGACAGGGGAUCCAUUAGGUACUGGGAAAGGAGGUAACAGCAUCUGGGGCAGGAAGUUUGAAGAUGAAUUCAGUGAAUACUUGAAGCACAGUGUCCGUGGAGUUGUUUCAAUGGCGAACAAUGGUCCGAAUACCAAUGGAUCGCAGUUCUUCAUCACUUACGCCAAGCAACCGCACCUGGAUAUGAAGUAUACUGUCUUUGGGAAAGUUAUUGAUGGCUUGGAGACCCUGGAUGAGCUGGAGAAGCUGCCUGUGAAUGAAAAAACCUACCGACCUCUUAAUGAUGUUCGCAUUAAAGACAUCACAAUUCAUGCCAACCCUUUUGCUCUGUAGCCACAAAGUGCCUCAACACAGUCUUUAAAGAUUAGUCAGAAUGACUGCUGGAAUAUGGUGUUUAAAAUGACAUUAAAAAGAGUUACUCAAAGUGGAUCAUACCUUUGCUCCUUGAAUACAGGACUUAAAAGGAGUUGUGACAUUGUCUGGGAGUUGUUAUAAGGGAGUCUUACGCUUCAGAAGCAGAAGUUUUUCUAGAAUAUCUUCCAGGAUUUUGACUUUAAAACAUUGUUUUUUGUAUGUGUAAAAUAAGGAAAGACUUUUAAAAAUACAUUUUUUUUUCUCAAA
This is a messenger RNA of Rhea pennata, 952 nucleotides long. RefSeq names its product peptidylprolyl isomerase like 3 (gene PPIL3). Gene Ontology annotation, biological process: protein folding; protein peptidyl-prolyl isomerization. Gene Ontology annotation, molecular function: peptidyl-prolyl cis-trans isomerase activity. Lineage: Eukaryota; Metazoa; Chordata; Aves; Rheiformes; Rheidae. The transcript has 8 exons. The record is from RefSeq and is a predicted model, not a curated record. Gene Ontology annotation, cellular component: catalytic step 2 spliceosome. The coding region runs from base 179 to 664 and encodes 161 amino acids.